Gossypium raimondii (Peruvian cotton) is the source of this 1272-nucleotide messenger RNA. RefSeq names its product dehydrogenase/reductase SDR family member FEY. The record is from RefSeq and is a predicted model, not a curated record. Lineage: Eukaryota; Viridiplantae; Streptophyta; Magnoliopsida; Malvales; Malvaceae. The coding region runs from base 1 to 1089 and encodes 362 amino acids. The transcript is spliced from 6 exons.
AUGGUGAAGAAGAAACAAGCUCUGGGUUGGAUCGAAUGGUUAAUGGGAUGGAUGUACGUAACCUACGAGCUACUUUUUCAAAGAACAAAAACGAGUCACUUACAAAACCCAUUAGAAUUACCGUCAUUAAACGACCUCACAUGCAUCGUAACCGGCACUACGAGUGGUAUCGGUAAGGAAAUAGCACGACAAUUGGCUGAAGCAGGGGCACAUGUUGUAAUGGCAGUGAGGAACCGAAAAACAGCUAAUGAAUUGAUUGAUCAAUGGUGUAGUUCUUGGGCAGGGAUACUUUUGAAUGUUGAGGUUAUGGAACUUGAUCUUUUAUCAUUGGAUUCUGUUGUUGGUUUUGCUAAUACAUGGAAUGCUCGUUUAGAACCAUUACAUGUUCUUAUUAAUAAUGCUGGGAUUUUUUCAAUUGGAGAAACCCAGAAGUUUUCAAAGGAUGGGUUUGAGGAGCAUUUGCAAGUGAAUCAUCUAGCUCCAGCAUUGCUCUCUGUAUUGCUUUUGCCAUCACUUAUUAAAGGGUCUACAAGUCGAAUUAUUAAUGUCAAUUCUGUUAUGCAUUAUGUUGGCUUCGUUGAUACAGAAGACAUGAACACUGUUUCUGGGAAAAGAAAGUACUCAAGUCUGUUGGGAUAUACUAACAGCAAGCUAGCACAGGUUAUGUUUAGCAGUGUCCUCCACAAACGGCUACCUGUUGAGUCCGGUGUUAACGUUAUGUGUGUAUCACCUGGAAUUGUCCACACAAAUGUUGCUCGGGAUCUACCCAGAAUCGUUCAAGCUGCUUAUCAUCUAAUACCCUAUUUUUUAUUCAGCCCUCAAGAGGGUUCUAGGAGUGCUCUUUUCGCAGCAACAGAUCCUCAGAUUCCAGAGUAUUGCGAGUCGUUGAAAACCGACGAGUGGCCUGUUUGUGCAUUCAUUUCCCAAGGUUGUCAUCCUACAAAUCCUUCUAAAGAAGCGCAGAGUGUCGAGACUUCAUUCGAAGUGUGGGAAAAGACGUUGGAGAUGAUCGGCCUCCCUUCAGAUGCCGUGGAGAGACUCAUCGAAGGUAAGGAAGUUAGAUGUCGAUAUGGCACUCGAAAGGACUAGUUUUCACAUAAAAAGAAGAUACGUCUUCUACAUGUCUUGAGCUCUAUUCUGAACGUCCGUUGUUUCAUUUGGUGCCAUUUUCGGGGUACCAUUGUUGCUCUCGUGAGGGUAUAUGCUCCGGUAACGUGUUCCAAACACGGUGGACUGUUUCAGCUGGGAUUCAGCUGAACCUUGGGUGUAACA